UGACUAUGUUUACAGUUUUCCCGAGGACUUGUCUGUGCCGCUGUGUUUACUUUCUCUCAUCGUUAAGCGUUUAGUAUCAUUUAAACUAUCGUUAAGUGAUCAUAUCCUAUCAUCUGGACUCUUAUAUGCUAAUACGGUUGGUAGAACAGCUAGCACGUAUAUUUUUUCACGACAAGUAAAGAAAAUGUUUUCAAAGAUUUUGAGGACAUCGAAUAAAUCCUUAAGAGUCUUGCAGGAUGGCUCUGCAUGUAUUGUUAGUGUAAGGAAUCAAAGUCUUUGGACACAGGAUGGAAUCAUUAAAUCUCCAUACAAACCUAUUGAGAUUCCAAAUAACACGUUGUACCACUAUGUGUGGCAUAAUUUGGACAAAUGGCCCGAAAGAACUAUGGCGGUUUGUGCAGAAACUGGCAGAGGAUACACAUACGAGCAAGCGUUUAAAUUAUCUCACACAUUUGCAGCGAAUCUUCGUAAAAAGUUAAAAAUACGAGAUGGCGAUACUGUGAUGAUAAUGUUACCAAAUGUGCCAGAUUUUCCUUUGGUUGCGAUGGGUAUUUUAGAGGCCGGUGGAGUUAUAAGUACGAUAAAUCCCGUUUACAAGCCACACGAGGUCCAACGACAAUUACUUAUGUCGGAUGCCAAGGUUAUAGUCACGUUACCAAGCCUUAUUGAAGUUGUUAAGCAAGCUUUAAAACUAGCAAAAGUGGACAUCCCCAUAAUAGUCGUCAAAACUAAUGGAGAGCCAAUCCCUGAAGGAACGAUUGCGUUCAAUGAACUCAGCGAGGAUGUUUAUGUAGAUUUAUCAUGUUUAAAAGAAGUGAGAAGAGAUAGCAAGGAUAUUUGCUUUUUACCGUAUUCAAGUGGUACUACAGGACUGCCAAAAGGAGUAGAAUUAACACAUAGGAAUAUCGUGGUAAACUGUGAACAGUUUAAUGAACCAAAAAUAAGAUGUCAUGAGGAUACUACAGAUACACAUCAAGACGUCGUGCUGGCAGUACUUCCCUUCUUCCACAUCUAUGCAGCCACAGCGAUCAUGUUUCAUAAGAUGAGCCAGGGCAUUAAGCUGGUGACGCUGGCGAAGUUCCAGCCCGAGGUAUUUCUUCACACGCUGGAGAAUCAUAAGGUUAACUGGUUGUUCGUUGCGCCACCAUUGGUAUUGCUCAUGACAAACCAUCCCCUGGCCUCUUCUAACACGUAUCGGUAUAUCGAUAACGUCAUUAAUGGCGCUGCAGGAAUGGCUGCAAGUGAUGUUGAAAGAUUCCUUAGUAAAGUACAGCGCCAGAUCCGGUACAAUCAAGGAUACGGUCUCACAGAGACUUCUCCAGUAAUAGCUUUGGGUCACAAAGAUAUUGAAGAUUACGGCGUCGUUGGUAACGCGGUACCUAAUACUGAAAUGAUGGUUGUUGAUGCGGAACUCAGAAGCUUAGGGCCUAAUCAGUUGGGUGAACUAUUAGUUAGAGGACCACAAGUUAUGAAAGGUUAUAGGAACAACCCCGAGGCCAACGCCGAUGUGUUCACAGGUGACGGUUGGUUCAGAACCGGAGACUUAGCGAUGGUUGACGAAAAUGGAGUGCUCAAAGUUUGUGAUCGAUUAAAGGAACUGAUUAAGGUCAAAGGGUUUCAAGUACCUCCAGCAGAGUUAGAAGCUCUGCUCCGAGACCAUCCAGCUGUCAGCGAUGCAGCAGUCGUCGGUGUACCUCACGCAACGAAAGGGGAGUCACCUAAAGCCUUUGUCGCUCUAAAACCUGGAAAAAACGCAAGUGCCAAAGAUCUCUGUGGCUUCGUAGCCGAUAAAGUAGCUUCAUAUAAGAGGAUAGACGACGUUUUGUUUAUCGAUAGCAUACCGAGAUCAGCUGCGGGGAAAAUCCUGAGAAAAGAUUUGAAAGCCAAGUACUGUUAA
Messenger RNA from Pararge aegeria (speckled wood butterfly), 1897 nucleotides. RefSeq names its product 4-coumarate--CoA ligase 1 (gene pdgy). Gene Ontology annotation, biological process: fatty-acyl-CoA biosynthetic process; long-chain fatty acid metabolic process. The record is from RefSeq and is a predicted model, not a curated record. The transcript has 9 exons. NCBI's taxonomy places the organism in Eukaryota, Metazoa, Arthropoda, Insecta, Lepidoptera, Nymphalidae. Gene Ontology annotation, cellular component: mitochondrion. Gene Ontology annotation, molecular function: long-chain fatty acid-CoA ligase activity. Bases 185 to 1897 code for a protein of 570 amino acids.